Molecule: messenger RNA, 1215 nt
Organism: Phaethon lepturus (White-tailed tropicbird)
Lineage: Eukaryota; Metazoa; Chordata; Aves; Phaethontiformes; Phaethontidae
Product: peptidyl-prolyl cis-trans isomerase-like 2
Exons: 8
Biological process (GO): protein peptidyl-prolyl isomerization; protein polyubiquitination; protein folding
Cellular component (GO): catalytic step 2 spliceosome
Molecular function (GO): ubiquitin-ubiquitin ligase activity; peptidyl-prolyl cis-trans isomerase activity
Source: RefSeq, a predicted model, not a curated record
ACACCACGAACAUGUGAAAAUUUUAUCAAAUUGUGCAAGAAGAACUACUACGACGGAACAAUUUUUCACAGAUCAAUUCGUAAUUUUGUGAUCCAAGGAGGUGAUCCGACUGGAACAGGAACCGGAGGAGAAUCUUACUGGGGAAAACCUUUCAAAGAUGAAUUUAAGCCCAAUUUGUCCCACACGGGACGUGGUGUUCUUAGUAUGGCCAAUUCGGGACCCAACACAAACAAAUCGCAGUUCUUCAUCACAUUCCGCUCUUGUGCGUAUCUGGACAAGAAGCAUACAGUUUUUGGAAGGGUGGUUGGUGGCUUUGAGACUCUGACUGCUAUGGAGAAUGUGGAAAGUGACCCAAAAACAGACCGUCCCAAGGAGGAGAUACGAAUUCAGGCAACAACUGUUUUUGUUGAUCCGUAUGAAGAGGCAGAUGCCCAGGUUGCUGCAGAAAGAGAGAAGGUCCAGCUAGAAGAAGAAGCAGCCAAAACAAAAGCUGAGGUGGUCCCACCAAAGAAAGAGGUCCAGACUCCUAAAACUUACCGGCAGGGAAUUGGAAAAUACAUUAACAUGGCUGCAGCGAAGCGCAGCGUGGAAGAUGAUGGGCCCUCAACCAGCACAGCUGUGAAGAAAGAGAGAAAGAGCACAGGCUUCGGGGACUUCAGCUCCUGGUAGCAGCGUGGGGAGCCUAGCACUGGAGCAGCACAGCACGGAAAAAAAGGCGGCCUCCCACGUGUCCUCGAAGAGCCCGAACGACAGUCUGUCCUGGGGAGGGAAGGCACCAGCCUGCCAUUCCACUGGGGAAGAAAACUGUCGCUUUGUUAAAGCGCAUUAAUGUGGCUUUGUUUUCUAGAGAGCUGCAUUCCCCCCCACUGCAUCUUCCUCGAAGGCCUUUUUGUUGUUGUUUUGCUAAGAGGGGAGCAGGCAGCCCAGCUUCGCUGGGGAUUAGCUCUGCUUGGCUGGCAGCAGACCAGGCAGAGCCCAGCCUUGCAGGACGCUACUUCAGUGAACAGCUACGUUGGUGAAAGAGCUCCUUUCACAGGUAAUCGUUUCCAGACAAGCCAAGUCUGCCAAAUGAAGGAGUGAGUUAACGUGGUAGGGAAGCGCCUGUGCUGCUGCAGUGCUUUGCGGAGGGAAGGAGAGGGCUGCAGCCUGCCCUGCCCUUCCCUUCCAGCUGCCUUUUGCGAGUUCCCAACAAGGACCGAUUCUGCCUCUUGCUCU